Molecule: messenger RNA, 3894 nt
Organism: Blastomyces gilchristii SLH14081
Lineage: Eukaryota; Fungi; Ascomycota; Eurotiomycetes; Onygenales; Ajellomycetaceae
Product: protein phosphatase
Exons: 7
Coding region: 1341-2756 (471 amino acids)
Biological process (GO): protein dephosphorylation
Molecular function (GO): cation binding; protein serine/threonine phosphatase activity
Source: RefSeq, a predicted model, not a curated record
CUUGCGGGGGUUUUUUUCCUUUUUUUUUAUUUUUAUUAACUAUUUCAUAUUGACAUUCCUUUGGAUUAGUUAAAUACUUCCCCCACCCACAAUCUCCUCCGCGCCGCUGCUAAGAGAACGGAUUUUCCCAAGGCUUAAUUCAUGCUGGGCGCUGGGGGCCGCGGGCAUUGGGGACGGGGUGAAUGGGAUGGAGUGGAAUAGAAUAAAAAAACACGAGGUUCUUGAAUAGAUAGAUAACUACAUAGAGGUGCGCACAUAAUAAUGAUGGAAGUUGGCUGUAUGCGUAGGGAUAGGAUAGCGGCGGGGGUUGCCUGUAGUAGCAUUCGAGGAGGAUAUUUAAAUACACAAGGAUAAGGUAUUAUUAUAUAAAUAUUUAUGGUAACUAGCGGGUUCUGGAAGGAAUGGCGGGAGGGGAGAAGGAACAUUACAUCAACGUGGAAGCAGUGGAAGCAGCCGACGAUGUAUGAAAAAUAUAUAGAGAUAUAUAUAUAUAUAUUGUGUAACUACGCUGUAUGUAUAGUAAAUAUUUAACUGUUUGAUGUUUCUCCACAUGACUUCGUUAAACCUUCUUCAAAGGCUUCAAAGCACAUCAGAGUCACCACUAGUUAUUUAUCCACGAUUUCUGGUCUAUUUAGCCAACAACCACCACAGAUAUUCAGACAGACAGACAGACAGACAGACAAGACACCACUUUCCGCGCCCUCUUCGCUGCCUCUUAAAUAUCAACAACAACAACCUCCACCACAACCAUUUCCCACGGAAUAGCACCCAUUGCUGCUCUGUAACGCCUUCAUCCGCCUCUCCUGGCCCCAAUUCUAUGACCCUGCGUCCGCAUUCUCCCUUCCCCGAAGCUCAUAGCUGCCUGUCGUGCCCUUGCCUGCCUGCUUGCUAGUCUGCUCCGUGCAGGGCUGGCGCUGAAAUCUCUUCACUGCGUCUAAAAUCGAUUCAUCUUCCGCCUUCCGCCUCCGUUUCCUUCUGGGCCCCCUCUACCAACUCCACCCUCCAUUUGCUCCUCUUCUUCUCUGCUCCCGCUGUCUAUUAUUUUUUUCUCUGGUUCCUGCUGCUGCUGGGACUGGAAAAUAAUACUAUACUCAACCUCAUUAAGUUGCGUUGCACAUCUGUCUCCUCCAGCCGUCCCCUCAUAUAUCACCACCAAGUGACUUACCUCCACCUAACCCACCACUUCAACCUCUCGCUCACUCACUCCCCCCCCCCCCCCCCCUCCGGGGCGAACUACCGUAACGCUCCCUUUCUCCCUUCUCGACCGUAUAUGCCCGUACUAGCGACUGCUAUUCUUCCCUCAUAAACCGUCUCCGACACAUCUUCGUUUUCAUUCAAUCAUGGGACAGACUUUGUCGGAGCCUGUGGUAGAGAAAAUAUCAGAUGAAGGCCAAGAUGAAUGCGUACUCUACGGAGUAUCUGCGAUGCAGGGGUGGAGAAUAAGUAUGGAGGACGCACACGCCGCAGUCCUGGACCUGCAAGCCAAAUACCUAGACAAGGCGCACCGUCCAACCCACCCCGACAAACGCUUAUCUUUUUUCGGUGUCUACGACGGUCACGGCGGUGAAAAGGUCGCCCUGUUUGCAGGAGAUAAUGUCCACCGCAUCGUUACGCUACAAGACUCUUUUGCAGAGGGGGAUAUUGAGCAGGCUUUGAAGGAUGGCUUUUUGGCAACUGAUCGGGCUAUUUUGGAAGAUCCUAAAUAUGAGGAAGAAGUCUCGGGCUGCACAGCUUCUGUUGCAGUCAUUUCUAAGGAUAAGAUCAGAGUAGCGAAUGCUGGAGACUCGAGAUCUGUACUAGGAGUCAAGGGGAGGGCGAAACCGCUAUCGUUCGAUCACAAGCCACAAAACGAAGGUGAAAAGGCCCGAAUAAGUGCUGCUGGCGGCUUCGUUGAUUACGGCAGAGUCAAUGGCAACCUCGCACUGUCCCGUGCACUUGGUGAUUUCGAGUUUAAGAAGAGUGCAGAUCUCGCGCCAGAACAACAGAUUGUUACUGCUUAUCCUGACGUAACUACACAUGAGAUUACAGAGGAUGAUGAGUUCCUUGUGAUUGCUUGUGACGGUAUCUGGGAUUGCCAGUCCUCACAGGCGGUGAUUGAAUUUGUUAGACGGGGUAUUGCUGCGAAGCAGGAGCUAUAUCGGAUUUGUGAAAACAUGAUGGAUAAUUGCUUGGCUUCUAAUAGCGAAACGGGAGGCGUCGGGUGCGAUAACAUGACUAUGGUCAUCAUUGGGCUGCUCCAUGGAAAGUCUAAGGAGGAGUGGUACAAAACUAUUGCAGACCGGGUUGCAAAUGGUGACGGGCCAUGCGCACCACCUGAAUAUGCGGAAUUCCGUGGCCCUGGCGUCCGCCGUCAAGGAGACGAAGGCCUCGAUGACUACGAGCCCGAUCUCGACACGCGACUCAGAGGAGGGAGAUCGGGUAGAAUCAUCUUGCUAGGCGAUGGCACCGAAGUGCUGACUGACAUGGGCGACGACGAGGAUAUGUUCGAUCAUACCGAGGAGGAUAAGGAUCUUGAGAGCCAGGUGCGCAAAGGCGGCGCGGGAGCUGGAACAGCGGAUAGUGCAGAGGAUACCGCUAGGAGCGAGCGAGGAGGUACACCGGGUCCCCUACAACAGCAAGGGCAGCAACAGCAACAAUCGAAUCGCCAAGGUACCCCUAACGCGCAGUCUGAAUCGCCUGGUGUAAUCUCUGCGUCUCCUUCGUCCACAAGUCCGAAUGAUAUCUUACGCGGUAGCGAGAGACGGUCUACCUCAUGAUUGUUAUUUCUUUCCUAAAUUAAUCUACACUUUUCUCCCUUCUUUUACAUCGUCUUUCCCUCUCUUGUGUUCACCCCUAUUUUCUCCUCAACAGUGUUUUCUGUCUCUUUUCCUUUCUUCUAUUUUAUUUUCCCUUAAAGAUCUUGCUUGUUCCCGGGUACGGUAUGAUUCUUAUUCUUUUUAUUCUUAUCUACGGUACAAACACACGCCUUCACACAACCACGCACACUAACAUAACUCGGAUUAUUUUAUGAUAUAUAAGCUUUUUUCCCUUCUUUUUGCACCUUUUUUUGUUUACACUCGCAAAAUCAAAUAUAUAAGUUAAUCGCCAAGGGCCUUUCCAUCCCAUCCCUUCUCCCCCUCUCCCCUACCGCUAUCACCGCACCUCCAUCCUCAACUUAAAUCUUAAAGUAUUCUGUCGGGGAAAUGGAUGUGAUGUUGAAAGAGUUGAGCGACUUAUUUUUUGCUUUGCAUGUGCCUUUGAUUUUUUUUUGGAUUUUUAAGUGUGUUUGUUUUUCUUCCGUCCUUUUCUUCUUCUUCUCUUUGCUAUUUCUGUCUCUCCCUUUCGCUUUUUCCUCUCUCUAUCCUUGCUUUUAUGAUUUUCCUGUUAUAUUCUUCAUGGCAACGUCUUGAUUUUUUUUUUCUUUUUUUUUUUGCAUGUGUAAUCUCUAUUUUACUGUUUUUGCUGUUUUAACUUUUUUUCGCAACUCUUACACAUGCUUCGUCUGUGAUUAUUUUAUUUUAUUAUUAUUACUAUUCCUCUGUCUUCUCUCCUUUUUAUUUAAUAUAUAUAUAUAUAUAUAUAUAUAUUUCUAUAUAUAUUCAAUUCACUCUGAUAUAUGGAUAUAUGGACAGAUAUGACACUCCUGCGCGCGGGUCAUAGAUGCAUACACAUACGUGCACAGAGGCGUGAGCUCUAUGUCAACUAGGCUUGAAUUGAUUUUGAAUCUUUGAGUUGACGAUUUGGGUUUUGAUCAGGAUAAUACAGACGCCGGGAGGUAUACAGGAGAAGAGGAGGGGGGGGGGAAGUUAAGCUAUACGGACAGAUCCGAUCCGAUAGAAGAGAAGAGAAGAGCAUGGAAAGAAGACAGAACAAGUGUAUAUGUUCUCUCUAACAUAGUAAACGUUGCAUUUCGGC